This is a messenger RNA of Lottia gigantea (owl limpet), 1473 nucleotides long. RefSeq lists its product as hypothetical. Bases 1 to 1122 code for a protein of 373 amino acids. The transcript is spliced from 9 exons. The record is from RefSeq and is a predicted model, not a curated record. Lineage: Eukaryota; Metazoa; Mollusca; Gastropoda; Lottiidae.
AUGGCAGGCAGUUUAAAGAGCCUAAAGAAUCAGCUGGAUGUAAUAGCCAGUAGAUCUCAAGCUAUUGAAAAUGACAUCAAGAAAUUAGAUUCAGCUAAAAAAGACAAGGAUAAAAAAACAGCGACUGAUAGUUUGUUAAAACAAGUUUCACAAAGUAUACCAGUCGUUCAAAAGCUAGAAGACAGAUUAAAGAAAUGUAAAAAAGAAUUGGAAAAUAAUCAGAAUGAUGAAGAAACUACCAAAGACAAGACAAGAAAAAAUGAAAAGAGUGCAGAAGAAUCAGAGUUAGAAAGUGAAUUAAAGGCACAGUUAAUGAGAAACGUUGAAGUUCAUAAUGAGAAACUGAAAGUAGAAUUAGCGUUACAAGAAAAGAUCCGAGAGUUAAAGUAUAUAAAACAAGAAAAUGAGAGGCUGCAAGAUGAUUGUAAACAUUCUCAGUCACAGGCUGUUAAAUUUGUACAAAAUUUUGAAAAGAAAGCCAAAGAAGCAAGUGCCAAAUUAAUCUCAAUGCAAGAAGAGUUAAAGAAAUCACAAGAGCUGACUAAUCGAUAUAGAGAUCUGUAUGAUACUGAGCGGCAAAAAUAUCGAACGCAGCCUUACGGCAAACCAGGUGGAGCCAGUGGUAGUAAAGAAAAUGUUAAAUCAGCCAAUAGCGGUAAAGAAUCUUUCCGACACAAAGAUGAUCGGUCAGUGGAAUCCAGAAGUAGUUCUGAAGAUCCCCCGAAUUCACAGUCAAUGUUGGCACAUGGUGUCAGUGUCAAUGAUAUUAUUAGAAAAAAUCAGAGUCUAUCAAGAGAAAAGAAAAGUCUAGAACAAGAAAUAAAAGACUUGAGAAAAGAGAACCAAGAUUUAAUGAAGAGAGCCAAAGAAACCUUUUCUGAUAGAGACAGUUUAUUGCACCAGUUGAAUUCCAGUGAAAAAGCUAAACAAGAAAUCAGUAAACAAUUACAGAAGGAAAAGGCACAGAAACAGCAACUUGAAAAAAGUUUAACAAAACAAGCAUCAGACUGGAUACAGCGUAGAAAACAGGUACAACAAUAUGAAGAUGAAUAUAGAUGGAGUUUGGUUAAUCAAGACAGUAAAGAUCAGAAAUCAGAAUCACCAUACAAGUCUCUUCAAUAAUGUUCUAUAUUACCAUCAUAGCUGAUAUUAGUUACAACUCUUCUACAAGUCACUUCAAUAACAUCAAUAGUUGAAAUCUCUCCUGUAUUUAUAUCAUAGCUACCACUCUUUCAUAGCAUCCUGAUGUUCAGACAGACAGAUUUGAUCAUUAUAAAUGUCCAGCACAAAAUUUCUAGAGUAACGAAGGAUGUAGUCAUUUUAUAUAUUUGCUUUUUUAAGCUGAAAAAACUUGAUCUCUGAACAGAGACUUCUUAGGCAGCAUUUAUUCUUAUUAUUUACAAUUACCAUGUUGUACUUUAUGACUUUGUUUGUGAUUGCUCAAUCAUUAGAUUCAAAAUAAAACUUAGCCAC